Messenger RNA from Beta vulgaris subsp. vulgaris (sugar beet), 3370 nucleotides. RefSeq lists its product as uncharacterized. Gene Ontology annotation, molecular function: protein phosphatase regulator activity; protein phosphatase 1 binding. The coding region runs from base 49 to 3114 and encodes 1021 amino acids. Lineage: Eukaryota; Viridiplantae; Streptophyta; Magnoliopsida; Caryophyllales; Amaranthaceae. The record is from RefSeq and is a predicted model, not a curated record. Gene Ontology annotation, cellular component: plasma membrane. The transcript has 6 exons.
AUAACCUUAAAAACUUGUCUCUCUCGUUGCCAAAAGUAAAGAAAAAUCAUGACAUCUCUAGAAGAAGAAAACGAAGAUCUAAGAAUAGCAGCAUAUAGAGGAGAUGUGAAAUUCUUGAGAGAUUGUGUUACCUCUAAAAAACCUCACAGUUAUUACUUAAAACCAUUUAAGAGUAAUCAGUAUGAGUAUCUUCCUACAGGAAAUAUGUUCCAUAUAGGGGCCUCAGCAAACAAAGUAGAAUUCAUUAGAGAAGCAAUAGAAUUAUUGCCUUCUGAAAUCUUACAAGAACUCAUCCAAAAUUCAAAUGAAGAUAUGGAGAAUCCUCUUCAUUGCGCCGCCAUCGCGGGCAAUGUAGAGGUUAUAAAGAUGUUUCUACAAGUAUUUACAUCACAAUCUCUUGUAAAACCUUGGUUACAUAAGGAUUUCAUAGGAUCAACACCUUGUUAUAGAGCUUUAAGUUAUGGACAUGAGGAUUGUGUAUUGGAAUUUUUAAAGAAGGAUAAGGAGCUUAUGAACAUGGUUAAUAAUCGUGGUGUUAGCCUACUUUUCAGUGCUGCGCGAGAAAGAUGUAACAAAGUUGUUAUGGAGAUAUUGAAGUCUGAUCAUUCGUUUAGCACAGAUGGUGGAAACGGCCGAAAUGCUAUGGAAUACUUGCCAAGAUGCUCAGAUGACAAAGAAAUUUGUCGAUUGUUUCUUAUAAAAAAGCCAGAGCUACUAUAUACAAAGGGAUUCUUAAUACUAGACACAUGGGCUGAUGAAGGUAAAGUUUGGCCAUUUGAGUAUCUAUUAACAUGUAAUGAUAUCAUCCCAAACAUAAGGAGGAUUGUAUUCAACAUAUUCUUAGAAAAAGACCCAGAAACUGGUAAAAACAUUUUUCAUACACUUGCUCGUUCAUCUAGUACAGAAGAAAGUAUUCAAAUAGCAAAACUCCUUAUGAAUGUGUACAUGGAAGAAACAUCAAAUGAUCAUGACAUAACAACACAUGCAUCGAGUUCAAGCAUCCCAUCAAACCAGUUAUUUCCAUGGUUAUUAGUGACUGAACUUGGAAGUACUCCUCUGUUGACGGCCAUAGCUUUUCGGAAUGAAGAUUUUGCCUCAUAUAUCUUAUCAUUGGAUAACAAUGCUAUAAUAGAGUCGCCGUAUAAUUGUCUCCAUUUAGUCGUCAUGGCAGCAAAUCCUCAAGCUUCAUAUGUUCCAAAACAGAAUAAAUUGGAAAAAAUUGCAUUAGAGAUUCUAGACGUGAUUAUUAAUAAAGGUUGGAACCACCUUAUAGUUGAUGGUGAUGAAGCGGGCCUUGCCAUGCAUAAAGCACCAUUCUGCGGAGGAUUUUUUUUGGAAAGAUUAGUUACACUAUUUCCAGAGCUAUUGGAAAAGUUGAAUGAAGCCGGAGACACUGUGUUACACACAUGGAUAAAAGAGGUAGGUGAAGAAUGGCCAUUUAGAUGCAUGUUUGAGAGCAAAAAUAUCGAUCGAAAAUGGAGAAGUCGUCUCAUUAAACUUAUGUUUUUGUUAGACGACAAUCAACACAACCCUUUCCAUAUUGCUGCAAUUUCUACUCACAAAGAGACUCUCCAAAUUGUCAAGUUCUUAGUAGAAGCUUACAAAAAAGAAGUUCCUGAUUAUUAUCGGUAUAACUCGUUUAUGCUUCCUUGGAUACGAUUUAAUUCGAAAGGUGACGCACCUCUUCACUUGGCCAUACUACACAAACAAGACGAACUUGCAAAAUAUUUAGUGUCACAACUUGGUAAAAACGAUAUAGGUGAAAUAAUAGAUUAUUACACCCCGGAGUACAAAACUCUCUUUCUUGCAGUACACAAUGAUUGUAUUCAAGUGACCAAAUACAUAAUGGAAAAUUUAGAUAAGGAAAGGUGGCUCAAAUAUAUCAAGAGUUCGAUUGACGGGCGAAAUAUCUUGCAUAUUGCUUUAAGUUGCAAAGAUACAGAAUUGGGCACAUGGCUUAUUCACCAAACGCCAGAGUUCAUCAUCGAACCAGAUAAUGACGGAGAUACACCUUUGGAUGAAGCAUUUAGUGUUGGUGCUACAUGGUUUAUAGAAGAAAUUCUGAAAAAAUAUCCUCCAAUAUUCGAUCGUGCACCUUUAUGUUGGGUGAGAGCAUGUGAGUAUGGUAGAUAUGAAACACUUAAAUCAUUCAUCACAAAUUAUCCAAGAGAUUUUAGAGAACUAUGCAUACAAGUGGAGGACUCACCUUUACAUCAUAUCAACAGACUUCGAAGUUUAAAAGAGUAUGAGUCAUUUCUUAACAUAUCAGACAUGAAAGGUCUUAUCAACCUUCAAGAUUCUGAAAAGAAUACACCUUUGCACAAAGCUAUAGAGAAACAUAACAUACAUUUGACAGAAGCAUUACUUGGCUUGGAAAAAAUAAACUACACAAUCGAAAAUAAGGAGGGGAAAACAGCCAUGGACAUGUUGGCCGAAAAAUGCAAUGGUGGUGAUGUUAUAAUUAGAUGGGAUGCGAUGUGCCAAAGGAUCGGAAUCAAUCCAAGGAUAAAUACAUCAUUCUUUCAGCAACGCACUGAUUUACUAGAAGUGCGAAAUUCGCUUUUCGUGGUGGCGGCUUUGAUAGCUACCAUUACAUUCGCUGCUGGAUUUACUCUCCCUGGUGGAUUGAAUCAAAACACCGGAGAAGCAAUGAUGGCGACGAAGGCGGCUUUCUUAGUGUUUUUGAUGGCUAAUACACUAGGCAUGUGUACUUCCACAUUGGUGUUGAUAUGCCUUAUAUGGUCCUUAGUCCAUGAUAAAUCUUCCGAGGUUCCGCUGCUAUUAAUUGAAAAAAGCAUGUAUUUACUCAUGGUAGCAAUUUGCUCCACCUUAUUGGCUUUUAUGACUGGAGUGUUUGUUACUAUAUCCCCACAGAACUUAUGGCCAACCAUUGUUGUUAUCAUCAUGUGCUCUCUCAUUGGAAUUUUGGUUGAAAGGAAUCUAUUGCAAAAAGUCUUAAGGAUUCGUCCAACAAAACCAGUGACGGAGCACCAACAACAUAGGAUCUUUCGGGGUGUAUCAAUUGUGAAUGCUUGCUUAGCCUUCGUAAAAAAACUUCAAUUCCAACGGAUAAGGAAGAAUGAAGAACAUGAGGAGACUUCGAACCUUGUCUGAAACAUAAAUGUGAGCAAACUAGCAAACUAUCAUAAAAUGGAGAUGUCGAUAAUAUUAUAUCUGCGGCUGAGAUGCUAUGUAAAGGUCUCUUUAUACUUUUUUUUCGUUCUUAAACAAGUGUUAUACUGUUACAUUGUUAGUUUGACAUUAUUUAGCAAUUAAUUUUAACUCUAUUUUCUUGUUAUAUAUAAAGAAAAAAUAUAAUUAUGUAAGAUAUUGUUAGAUUUGUCUCGAUGUAUACUUUCAUAAUAUUAAA